CGGAAGCAGGACCAACGACGGCCAUUCUUCCUCACUCACACUCACAAUGGCGCCUCGGCUCUGCUCACACUGCAACGUGUCAAAGGCAGUGCUACGGCGGCCCAAGACGGGGCUGCUGGUCUGUCGCCCCUGCUUCUUCUACGUCUUUGAGACGGAGAUCCACCAGACCAUCCUUGAUGCCAACCUCUUCAAGCCGGGGGAAAAGGUGGCAAUUGGAGCUUCCGGCGGCAAAGACUCCACGGUGCUGGCCUACGUCAUGAAGACGCUCAAUGAGCGGUACAACUAUGGUCUCGAUCUCUUCCUCCUCAGCAUUGAUGAGGGGAUCACUGGCUAUCGAGACGACUCGCUGGAAACGGUCAAGCAGAACAGCGAGGAGUAUGGUCUACCGCUAAAGGUGCUAGGCUACAAUGAGCUGUAUGGCUGGACAAUGGAUGACAUUGUCAAGAGCAUCGGCAGGAAGAACAAUUGCACCUUCUGUGGAGUCUUCAGAAGGCAGGCAUUAGACCGAGGAGCAGCAGUGCUCGGUGUGGAUCACAUCGUCACCGGCCACAAUGCUGAUGACAUUGCAGAGACGGUGCUGAUGAACGUCUUGCGGGGCGACAUUUCCCGUCUUUCUAGAUGUACAGAGAUUGUCACACAGUCUGCCGACGCCGAUCCUUCACAAGGCUGUGGUGGUACAGUCAACGAAGAUGGCAGCUCCUCACUCGACUUUCUGGGCAUCAAGAGGUCCAAGCCCUUCAAGUACGCCUAUGAAAAAGAAAUCGUCCUCUAUGCCUACUUCAAGUCGUUGACCUACUUCUCGACGGAAUGCAUCUACUCUCCCAAUGCAUACCGAGGAUACGCCCGUGCCUACCUGAAGGACUUGGAGAGCAUCCGUCCUUCCGCAAUCAUAGACAUCAUUCAUUCAGGAGAGGCACUCAAGGUCGGAUGGAGAGAGGAAGAGAAUAGUCAGGAGAAUGGCGAAGGCAAGCAGAGCAAUUCAACUGCGAGCAAAGGUCAGGCGCGUCAGGUGCAGCAGACCUGCAAGCGAUGCGGCUACAUCACCUCAAAUGAGCUCUGCAAAGCUUGUGUCCUGCUAGAGGGGCUCAACAAGGGUGUGCCCAACUUGGGCAUCAAGAGUAGCGUCAAGGUGGGAGGUGUAAGUGAGAACGACGCUGCUGGUACAGCUGCCAACCGUGUUCAACCUCGACCGACGACGGCAAUGUUGCGGGCUGCCGCCUCAGCAUUUUGAUAUCAGCCUCUCUGCCGUGUAUCCGUCUUACGAUCUUCACUUGUACAAUAUGUCCCAUCAAUGUGAUACCACUUCCUACCAGUCCUCCGAUGCGUGCAGACUGCGAC
This is a messenger RNA of Microstroma glucosiphilum, 1338 nucleotides long. RefSeq lists its product as hypothetical. Gene Ontology annotation, biological process: tRNA wobble position uridine thiolation. The transcript has a single exon. Gene Ontology annotation, cellular component: cytosolic tRNA wobble base thiouridylase complex; mitochondrion. Bases 47 to 1231 code for a protein of 394 amino acids. Gene Ontology annotation, molecular function: tRNA binding. Lineage: Eukaryota; Fungi; Basidiomycota; Exobasidiomycetes; Microstromatales; Microstromataceae. The record is from RefSeq and is a predicted model, not a curated record.